Messenger RNA from Antrostomus carolinensis (chuck-will's-widow), 1434 nucleotides. Its product is annotated as epididymis-specific alpha-mannosidase-like. NCBI's taxonomy places the organism in Eukaryota, Metazoa, Chordata, Aves, Caprimulgiformes, Caprimulgidae. Gene Ontology annotation, molecular function: carbohydrate binding; alpha-mannosidase activity. The record is from RefSeq and is a predicted model, not a curated record. Gene Ontology annotation, cellular component: lysosome. The annotation marks the transcript as partial. Gene Ontology annotation, biological process: mannose metabolic process. The transcript has 9 exons.
GCAGCAAGAGCUGGAAUUCAGCGUGUAGGAGAAAUGGGAUAUUCACUUUCUUUACAAGCCUUCAGGGAGACUAACCAGACUGUCCAGUUGACCCAGGAGUUCCUUGAGUACCAUGUGAAUGGAGACGUGAUGAAAGGACCCAUUUCAGAUAACUACUUAUUUGCCCCAAAUGCUUCAGCUGUUCCAGUAUCAAAAGCAGUGGAAUUAGAAGUGGUUUCUGGAAACUUGAUGACAGAGAUACGGCAGUAUUUCUACAGUAAUGUUACUGCUCAGGAUUACGUAUAUGCAGUGUAUACCAAGACGUAUACGGUACCAGAAGGCUACGAUGGGAAGUUGCUUUGCCAUAGGAUAGAGCAAGAAUAUAGUGUUGGGCCUUUGGAAUUAAAUCGUGAAGCAGUUCUAAGAACAAGCACAAGCUUGAACACUGGGCAGCUACUCUACACUGACAGCAAUGGAUAUCAGAUUCAGAAAAGACCAUUCAAGGCAUAUGUGAAUAACACAGUGGCUCGGAACUAUUAUCCUAUGGUCCAGACCGCCUACAUUGAAGAUGAUACCACAAGGCUGACGCUGCUUGCAGAAAGAGCUCAUGGUGUCUCAAGCCAAGGAAAUGGGCAAGUGGAGGUGAUGCUUCACAGGAGACUAUGGAACAACCUUCAGUGGGACCUGAAUUACAAUCUCACUUUGAAUGACUCUUCAGUGGUUCGUCCCGUGAUUUGGCUUAUUUUAGGAACCAAGGCUCUCACCAGUAUUUUGUAUCAGACAAGCAGUCUGGCACUAGAACAUAGACCAGUAGUAAUGUUUGGAGCAUUAUCAGGACAGAAGCCAAAGCUACCUCGACAACUUCAGCAGAAUUCAGUCCACAGUUCAGCAGUAACUGUUCCACCUAAUCUUCAUCUCCAGACUCUGAGCAUUCCAGGGUGGAGAUACAGCUCUAAUCAUGCAGAGCAAGUCCACAGCAUCCGCAUGGGUAAACAGAAGCAAGGUGAUGCAGACUUCAGUCGUGUCCUGCUAAGAAUUAGGCACUUGUAUGAAGAUGGAGAGGAUCCUGUACUGUCUCAACCUGUGAUGGUAAAUCUGAAGUCUUUGCUAAAGGGAUUAGGAUCAGUGAUGCUAGUGGAAGAGCGAUCACUCACAGGCACCUGGGAUGUAAACACUUUAAAGCGGUGGAAAUGGAAGACUGCACAAUAUCCAAGCAAAGGAUUCUCCAACAAUACGGAGAUCUCAGAAAACUGUAUGGUAACUGUUCACCCAAAGGAAAUAAGGACUUUCUUUGUAUACUUUCAAGGUCAAUAAAACUUGACAUUGUAUUUCAGGAGUGAGUAUGUAAUUGCUUUCAAUUUUUGUUUCAAGCCAUGAGUUAUGAUCUUGAAAAUUAUUCUAUUGCUGUUAAUGAAAGGAAUAGUAAUUUUGGAAUAAACUCUAAAGUUAAUUAAA